This is a messenger RNA of Acanthamoeba castellanii str. Neff, 1419 nucleotides long. Its product is annotated as zinc finger, C3HC4 type (RING finger) domain containing protein. Lineage: Eukaryota; Discosea; Longamoebia; Acanthamoebidae. Gene Ontology annotation, molecular function: metal ion binding. The transcript is spliced from 3 exons. The coding region runs from base 1 to 1419 and encodes 472 amino acids. The record is from RefSeq and is a predicted model, not a curated record.
AUGUCCCGCGGCACCACCACACGAUCGACCAGCACGGCAACUGCAGUCCGUCGCAGCAGCCGGCUGGCGGCACGCACACCCACCACUGGCGACAAUGACAGCACCGUGGCAGCGGCGGCCGCCACGUCACCAGCGCCGGCCAGAGCGACUCGGUCCCGCCAACGACAGCAGCCACUCAGCGCUCGCCGCCGGCGGACCACGAGUAGUAGUAGAGGCCGAGUGGUGGUGAGGAAGAGGCGGAUUGAAGACGACGAUGGCAGCGACUAUGAAGCUGACAGGGAGGACAGACCACAGGCUGCCACGAGAAGAAGAAGGAGCAGCAAGCGGACAAGGCAGGACAAGGCCGAAGAAGAAGAAGAGGGCAAGGGAAAAGAGAAGGAGGAGGGCGAGGAGGUGGAGAAGGCGGCCACGUCAUCGACAACUGGCGACACGUCAUCUGCCGAGCCCGCGGCAGCGGCAGCGCCGGACUGUUCGAUCUGCUUCGACGCCAUCACGGUGCAGGGGCGCCUCAACUCGUGCGAGCACCCUUUCUGCUUCGAGUGCAUCUCCACCUGGGCCGAGAAGGCCAACGUGUGCCCCCUCUGCAAGCGCCGCUUCAACUCCAUCACCAAGACCGCCACGCCGAGCAGAAGCAAGCGCGCCGCGACAUUGAGGAAGAGAGCUCCCGAGAAGGUCCGCGUGCGCAAGCGCGACUACCGCUUCACCGAAUCAGAUGAGGAGUUCUACUACCGCGAGUUCCUGGAAGGUCAGGAGGAGGAGGGUGAUGAAGACCAGGCGGACGAAGACGCCGGCUUCAUCGCGAGCGACGACGAGUGGUGGGGCCAGGACUUCCGGCCGGGCCUCAUCUUUGAGCGCGUGCUGGCAGCGCGCGGUCGGUUCAACGCCAUCCAGAUCGACCUCGAGGAGGUCGUCAUCUCCGAUGAUGAUGAUGGUGGUGCGUACGAAGAAGACGAUGACCACAACGACGACUCCCUGCUCAGCCCCAUCGAAGACCACGACACCAAUGGCGAUGGCGACGACGACGACUUCCAACGCCAGAUCGAGGAGGCCACGCGGCUCUCGCUGCUCGACCAAGGCCCCGACCACCAGCCGCCGCAGGAAUCGGUCGCGACCCGUCGCACGCGGUCGACCACACGCGCCGCCAUGACCACCGCGCUGACCAGCCCAUCGACCACGGACGCCGCGCGCAGACGGCCGCGCGUGUCGAUCAUCGAUCUCACGGGCCUGGGCGGCCCGGCCGACAACGACGCUGACGCGGUUGGCGAUGGCGAGGGAGUAAUCGAGCGGCCGGCGAGCCAACGACGACGCGGUCGGCGCAGGAGACUCGACUUUGCCGAUGAAGGUGAGGAGGAGGAGCAAGACGGUGAGGAGGAGUUGACGGAGGCGGACGAGGAGACGCCUGGUGGUGGACAUCGGUGA